UCGUGUGGAAGUCGAAAAGUUAUAUUUAAAAUACUUUUAGUUGGAUAUGUGCCGCGGUUUGAGUAACAACGUUAUUCCGCCUUCCUCUCUCUCGCUCUGGCAGGACCUCUUGCACUUUAAAGAGUCCAUUAGAAGUCAGAACGCGUGCGCGUGAGUUCAAGGAUUAAACAGUCGGGAUCUCAUUUUGAAGCAAGAUCGGGAUCAGUGGCGUUCGUGAAGUCAUUCGUGUCUCGAAUUUCGAACGGAAAACAGGAAGAAGUGAAAAGUUCUAGUAGGCCAGGAAAAAAGUUCAAGUGGGUUGAGCGAAACAAAAAUGUGAGGCUAACAGCAAUCCAAGCAAUCACAAAACCGACACACUGUUAACAGUGAGCUGAGUGCCUAAGAAAAAUAAGCCUACUUCGUAGAAAAAAGUGGAAAAUGUUUUUAUCGCUGGUCGAGGAAGUUGUUGCGAAGGAAUUUACAACUACAGCACUUCGUCUCCGGUGGUGCCCUGCCCUCCUGCUGUAAGUGUCCGUCCGGUUCCAAAGUGUAUAGAAGAAAAAAGUUGAACAACACAUCCUCCGCUGAGUACCGCACGAAGAACGAAUCCGACGACGAAUCGCCCGAAGAGUAGGCGAGUCCCGAGUUCGCGAACACACAAAUCAAAGUAGGCGCGCGCGGAUUGUCCCCAUCGCGUAGUUAUUGUGUGCGCUGCUCAGUAGUGUUCGAAAAAAGGAAGUUUGCUGUUCGACGAGAACCGAACCGUAGAAGAGAAAAAAAAACACGGCGUCGACGAUAAAUAAUAACGAAGGUGGUGCCGCCGCGGUGGAGAAAAGUUUUGCACGAGAAGUGCCCUGUUUGUGAAUUAUUGAGGUGUUAGUGUGCGGAAAAAUAAGCCGGAGAAAAAAUUGUUUAAAUUCGCAACCCCCAAGGGCCCGGAAAGAGGAGAGAAACAUGUAAAAUAGAAGGACGGAAUCCAGUUCUAGUUCAACCGUUUUGGAGGAUAGCAGCGCAAAAGAAGCAGAACCCGUUCAAGGACAUUGACGUCACCCACUGAGAGUGAUUCCCAAGAAACGUACUAUUAUCUCGUAUAGUAAACCCAACUAGGUCAUUAGCGAACCAUGUCGUCCCAAAGAUUCUGUCUGCGGUGGAACAACCACCAGACAAACCUGCUGUCGGUGUUCGAUCAGCUCCUGCACGCGGAAACCUUCACCGAUGUGACGCUGGCCGUCGAAGGACAAUCCCUGAAGGCACACAAGAUGGUCCUGUCGGCCUGCAGCCCGUACUUCCAGGCGUUAUUCGUCGACAACCCCGAGAAGCACCCGAUCGUUAUCCUGAAGGACGUUCCUUUCAAAGACAUGAAAUGUCUGCUAGACUUUAUGUACCGCGGGGAGGUCUCUGUUGAUCAGGACCGCCUCGCCGCCUUUCUCCGGGUGGCCGAGAGCCUCCGGAUAAAGGGACUCACCGAAGUCAACGACGACAAACCACCCCUCCCCACGGCAUCGCUCACCAGCAGCAGCAGCAGCAGCGGUCCAGCACCAUCAUCAAACCAAAACCAAUCUCAACAGCAGUCACAGAAGGAGCAGCAACAACAGCUUCAACAGCAGCUGGCCGCUGCCGCAAGCCGAAAUGCACAACUGGCAGCACUGCAACAAUCUCAGCAGUUGCUCCAGCACAAGCAGAAAUCCAGCCAAAGCAUGCUACUGACGAAUCCCCUCCUGGGCUCAGCACUCUCCCAGCAGAAACGGAAACGCGGCAGGCCGCGGAAACUUUCCGGUAGCGAUACCGGCGAGGGAGAAUACGAUGGCUACGAAAGCGACAGUAUUGUGCAAGGUUCCCCAGACCUCAUGGACGUCAAAAUGGCCACGGACGGUACAUCGACCUCAGGAGACGAAAACGUGAUCAGCCGCUCGGAAGAUAACGAUCCUGAUGAUUCCAUGGACAACCGCGGAAGCCCACCGGUCGUCAACAACAAUAACAACAACAUCAGCAAAACCACCAGCAGUAGCCCCGCCCCUUCCGGUAACACGGCAGCAUCCGCAGCCAUGGCCAGUACGAACCUCAACGCCACCAACAAUUCGUCCAACAACCUCAAAAGUUCGGCCAGUAGCCUCAGGAACGAAAACAGCAUGUCAGAUUCCAAAGAUUCGUUCAACGAUGACGACGGCUGCGGACCGAUGGACGAAGACGACGAGGAAAACGACGACUCGGACGAGGAACGGGAGCUGAACUCAAGCUACAUGGAACCCCAGCUGCUGUUGGACGAGUACGACGAGCCCGUUGAGUUCAAGUACGAUCCCAAGUCGGACAGCGGUGCGGUAGAUUCGACGUCGAGCCACUUUCCGCCACCGCUGCAGGCCAAACCGGGAACUCCGAACAGCAGUGCCGGGGGAUCACCGGCCGGUCGCAUGCCUUUGAUCAACGUUGUUCCGACCAUGUCCUUGCUACCGAAACUAGCACCCCUGUCGAACUCGGCAGCUGCAGCAGCCGCAGCGGCGGCCGCAGCCAGUUUACUUAGUCCAAAAUCUCUACCAAAGCUUCAGAAACGACCCCGGUUGAUGGGCAAGUCGCACAACGGUAUCACCGCCACGCAGACCAUCCUGAACAACCUGAACAACAAUCUGAAUGAAAGUAUGAUCUCGACAUCGACCAGCGGGGCAUCUCCUGGCGUACCUAGUGGACUACAGAUCUCCAGUGUCCUGUCCGGGUUGAACAGCUCGGAUAUGUUCGAAAUGCUGUCGAACAACAUGCUCGGAUCGCCACGAUCGAGUUCCAAUUCGCCCUCGACCAAGGGCGGCGACGCCAACCGUGCGCACAAGUAUACCGUCAUCGACGAUACUGAGGGUAGCGUACGGGAUUUCUGUACCAAAGAAGGUGACCACGUGUACCGGUGUAAGAUCUGCUCCCGAGUCUACACCCACAUCAGUAACUUCUGCCGGCAUUACGUGACCUCGCACAAGCGAAACGUCAAGGUCUACCCGUGCCCGUACUGCUUCAAGGAGUUCACCCGGAAGGACAACAUGACGGCCCACGUCAAGAUCAUCCACAAAACCGAGUAUGCCCAGUCGCAGACCGGUUCGGAAGCGGCGCCCUGCACGAUGAACACCAACAGCAAUAGCAGUACAAACGGAUCUACGACUCCGGUACCUCCGACCUCCGGGUCGUCAGCGAACAACUUUACCAGCGCAGCGAUCAUCAACGCCGUGGCGAACGCCGUUGGCCUACAGCCCAAAAAUCCGGCGACCGGAGGAAGCAACUCUGGUUCUGGCAUCCGAAUAGUAUUCCCCCCGAUCGGAAGUGCCUCGUCUUCCGUCACCUCACCUGCAUCCACGUCCAACGAUGGCGCCGCCGCCCUGCCCGGAUCUAUCAGUAUCAAGAAGGAGUUUCAGGAGAAACCGACUUCUUCGUCGCCCGGUGCUACCUCUCCCUCCCGGUCCGUAUCGUCCAGCACGGCCACUUCGCCGAGCUCGACGACACUGGCCAAGAGCAGUGCGCCGGCAGCGGCCACCGUCAGUCAGUAGGGGCCGAACCACACAUAAACACACACAAACACACAAAAAGAGGCUACUAACACUAAAGUAUCUGUCGUUCGUCUGUCCUAUAACCACACUAGCCCCGUUUGUUUCCGGUCAGAUGGCACAAAAACGGAAGCCGGAAAAGGAAGCAUAAGAAGCAAAAGAGAGAAAGAGAGCUGCAAUAUUAGCUGUUUAUUAUUUUAUGUUCUGUUGUUUAUUUAAUUGAUUUUUUUCGCUGACCGAGAUCGUUAAUCAUUCCUUCUAAAGGGUAUUUGUAAUUUUAAAUGUAAUUGGAAUUGUACAGACAAUCGAAUCCGAAGAGGAGAACGCGAAAGUCCCCAUCUUCUGCAAGGGGCACAAGAGUAACAUACACACAUGCAACGCGGAAAGAGUAUGCCUUCUCGAAAGCAACGCACCGCUGUCCUAAUAUAUUUUAUUGUAAAGUUUUCACCCCCCUGAUUACCUUUAUCUUGUAAUUUUUUUUUUAUUGUUAGUAAUAAAAACAAAAAACCCUACAAAUCAUACAUACGAGAAAAAGUACGCAUGUUGUAGACAACAACCACUUCACGCAAGUCUUCCCAACUAAAAAAAGGUACGAGAAAUCGAUCCCCGGAGGACCACGCGGUCCCCACGGAAAUCGGUUUUCCCGAAUUCGGACAACAGAAGUAGUACAAUGAUAGGAGAAAACGUAGAACACAAUCAAACCAAUUACCAUUUUAGAGGGCCCAAGCAAAGAGAGCAAAUAUUUAACUAGUUUGUAGAAAACCGAAGAAACACAUACACACUAGAGAGAGAGAAAGAGCGAGGUAUUGCAAACUCUUUACUGCAGGACCAAUCUUUUGAAACAGUGAAAGAGAUGUUGUUGAUUAAUUUUAUCGUUCGUCGUAUGCACACACACACACAUACGUCCCUUGUCGCUAUCCGCCGUUCUUGUUUUAUACGUUUAGGGCGGGGCUUGUUCUGCGAGUUGACGUUGUCUCAUCAACUUGUCAGCUUAAAGAAUGAGCUCCGCCAAAGCUAUGUUCAAACCACGGAGUUGUAACUGAGAGACGCGUAACAGUAGCUAUCUUAAAUUAGGCCGCAAACUUUUCGAAUUUCAGUUUUUCAAGACAAAAACCUAAAAUGUUGACACUAAAAAUACCGGAACCUUCAAGAUUCCACCUCAUAUUCUGAGAUUUUUGCAGUAAGAAAAAAACCAAAUGUAUCUCCUGGAAUUCACUCAAAUGAUUCUAACCAGAAUUGCAGUGUAUUACCAAACUUUGGACAACAUGACAUAAGGGUUGGAAAAGAAUCUAACAAGGAUUCCCUGAGUAGCUGCAAGCGAAAUGGAAAGAGCUCACCACGUACGUGCGAUGUACUGCCUGUAUCUGACCGUUUAUGUGUACUGGAAAGUUCGUUAUCUGUCGUAAUUGAUCGUCAGUUCAAAUGAAACUGGAAUGUGGUUUUUUAUCCCUAGCAGGCCGUGGAGCGGUGCACCAAUGUUAGAAAUGCCUUCCAUGGAGUCAUGUUGCUUAACCCUUUCUUUCCCACAGCUUCGAAUGACAAUUUAACUGUAAAAAUGGCGUUUCUAAAAAAAGUGCUUGAACAAAAGUUUUUGCAAAUAUGCUAAAUUAUUCAAAAUCACAAUAAAAAAAAUUGAUUGUUUUUUCAAUAGUUAGUUGAUUGUUUUUCAAUAGUUUGAUCCUUAGGUCACUUAUUUCGAUGUUUGAUGAAACAAAUAAGCGGAUAAAUUCAUUCCGAUCAUUAUUGACCUAAUCGUAUCAACUCGGUUCAGCUAGCGUUCGUCGAAAAUCGGUGGAUCACCUGUGCUACCAUGGGAAAGAGAGGGUUAAUAGUGCCGCACAAAGUGGGAGGUAUACUUCUUUUAAAGCUAAAUAUCAUUACGAGACUGAUAGCAAACAAGUACUACAAAAGAAAGCUGAAAGCUUUCUAAAAAGAGAGUCAAAACGUACAUGGAAUUGUCUAAAAUUUGAAUCGAAAGCAUCGAACUUCAAGAAAUUUCAAGCUUCUUGAAGCUCUUUGACUAAGUUUCCAACUCAGCCAACUUAAGGAACCGCCAAUUUCAUACCAAUUCAUUAUCAUUCUUCCAAAGCUAUAGUUGCCCCCAGGAAUUCUCAGACAACUCGAGGAAAUCUCCACAACCUUCCUGUAUUCCCAGUUUUUCAUCAAGAAUCAAUAGCUUCCUAACAGAAAGUUCCAAAAUCCAUACUUUAUUCCUGCAGAAUCCCCUUUAGAACUUCCCAAACUUUGUCCUGGAAGCCAGGAUUUCUGCAGACAUCAGCUUUUCCUUAAAACCGCCUCUAAUUCCAAUCAUCUUACUUUUGAAAACCUCAACUUCAUCCCAAAACGCCCACUUUCAUCGGAAUUUCGCAUCUUUUUCCCGGAAUUUUCCAGUUGCAUUUAUGCACUAUCGAUUAUCUUCCAGAAAUGUUCCGAUUACACUUCCAUCAGAAACCGUCAGCAUUCUAUGGAGGCCCAAGCCUCGUCAAAGAUAAGGAAUUUUGAAUCUUCUUCCCGGAAGGUUGAAGCCUUCCGAUUAUACUUCUAUCAGAAGCUGUCAGCCUUCUAUGGAAGCCGCAGCUUCGUCAAAAAUAGGUCAGCAACUUUUCUGAAUUCAGAGUUCAACUCAAAGAACUUGUUCAAGGAGUCCGAAGCCUCCAUGCAAAAUCUACAGUUUCCUCUAACCAUUCCCGGCUUGCUUCCGGGUUUUGAUGACUUCUCUCGAUUCAGGUUUCCUCCCUUGCUUCUCAAUGGAAUCCUCUGUUACAUCUCAAGAUGCUCAAUAGUACUGCACAAAGUGGAAAGUAUACUUCUUCUAAAGCUAAAUAUCACCUUGAGACUGGUAGAAAACCAGUACCACAAAGGAAAGUUGAAGAGCUUUCUAAAAAGAUAGUCGAAAAGUGAACAAAAAUGUCUAGAAGUUGAAUCGAAUUUGAACUUCAAGAGAUUUAAAGAUUCUUCAAGCUCAAUAGACUCAGAAACUCUGACUAAAUUUCCAACUCAGUCAAUUUCAUUCCAAAUCAAUAUCACUCCCAGGAAUUUUAUAGUUAACUCGAGUAAAUCUCAACAUCCUUCCUGUAUUAACUAUGUUUCAUUAGGAGUCAACAACAUCCUAACAGAAAUUUGCAAAAUCCAUACGAAAUUCCCUCGGAAUCCCGUUCAGAACUUCCCAAACUUUCUUCUGGAUGCCAUGAAAUGCCUGCAGAAAUCAUUGACUUUCCUUUGAAAUCGCCUCGAAUUCCAAUCAUCUUACUUUUGAAAACCUUCCUCAUCUUCAUCCCGUAACGCCCGACUUCAACGGAAUUUUGAAUCUUUCUACCGGAAUUUUCCAGUUGCCUCCAGAAACUAGCAGUUAUCUCCCAGAAAAAUCCUGAUUUUGCUUCCAACAGAAAUCAUAGGUCAGUAACUUUUCCGAAUCCAGAAUUUUACACCAAGAACUUGUCCAUGGUGUCCGAAGCCUCCUUUCAAAUUGUACAGUUUCCUCCUUCCGGUUUUUAUCGAUACCUUCCGAAGUGUCCUGGCGCACAAUCCGGAUCGUAAUCCUCAGCUUCCUACCAGAUGAUGCAGGUUUCUCAAAUGAUCAUUCCUUGCUUCUCACUGGAUGAUCCCCUGUUACAUUCCAGAAUCAUCAGCUUGCUGAUGGAAUGUCAACGUCUUUUCCAAAUUUCCAAUUCGCUUCUAUAGAUUGCUGUCUCUAGCAAUCAGCUUUCGCAUAGUAGCUCCCUCAAGCAAUUAUAAGCUUUCUACAACAAUCCAAAGUUUCGCUGAUGAAAUCUCAAACUUCUUUCUGAAAUACCACAAAUUAUCCUACAGCUACUAAUGUUUCUUGGGAAGUUAUCGUCAGUUUCCUCCGGGAAUCAUUCAAUCCUCAAUAUCCUCAAUCAACAUCCACAUGUUCACUAAGAAAACAGAUUUCCUCUAGAAUCUGCAGCUUUCUCUCGAAAUCUAUCAGUUUUCUCCUUUGGAACUCUCUACUCUCUCCGAGCAAAAAAACAACCCCUUUUUCAUAGAAUCCUCAGCUUCCUCCUAGGAAACCCCAGCAUUCUUUCCAAAAAUUCACCGUUUUUCGCUCUUAACUCCCUUCCCUUCCUGAAUCGUUGCCUUCACGGUUAUCCCAACUGUCCUCUGAAAAACUAUCCAAUGUCAUAAAAUCCGCGAAAAACUUCUUACAACUCUCCGUGGUUUGAACAUAGCAUAAGUUUCAGAUGUCGUUUGCCGAUCACGUUAUUUCGUUUAAAAAUGGAAUGAUUCAAAUUCAGAUAGGGUUUCAGGUACCAAUUGGGUUCGGAAAGCGUUGUUAUUUUCACGAAAUUGGUAUCUAGAACCUUGUUUGUUCUAGUAGACAUUUUUAGCGUGCAAUUGUAAAUGGAGCUGGGUAUAAUUUAGGCUGCACUCCUAUAAAAAGCUACUCAGAGUUGGGUUGCAUGCAAUUAGUUGUUGAGAUAAUUGGAAUAAGCUUUGGAAAGAGGUUUUCUUAAAAUACCGAUGCAUUUGAACGUUUCAUUUUCCAAGACGUUACCUCACAUCAUAAUUUCAAUCUUUCGUAUAACACCCAACUCGGAGUAGUUUGAUUUUGGGGUGAUUCAUCGGACAAGCACCACGCUAAAUUUGAUCGCAAGCAAUCCCCUAGAAUGUCUCAUUCUCCAAAAACCCUUUCAGAUCGUACUUUCUUCGACGUGCGUGCGCGCACGGCAUCCGAGACGUAUUAGUAACAAAAUUCUGUGAUUAUUCUCUUUAGUUUUCGUUUUACGUACGUUUAAUUUGUACUUCAAUUUUGCGUUUGUUUUGUUGCUUCGAUAUCAUGUUUAUUUCUCAUCAUGUCGUCCCCCUCUGGAUCUCGAUCCAAUUAUCGAAAACAAUCGGUAGCCGCCUUUCUGUUAACCAGAUGUCAAAGAUGUGCAUUUCAAUGCUGUUUUUUCAACAUUGUUUUUAAAAGAGACACGCCCCUCCCCAGAAACAGGGGUGACACUGUCGGAAAAUGUUUCAAAAAUAGGAAAAGCAAACCCUAAGGCUGAGAUAAUAAGUUUUAAUAAAAAAAUUAACGGAUAAACUGCAACAAUCACUGAAGUUGAAGGCAGAGUCUAUUUUUACAGAAGUUUUAAUCAAAAAAAACGGUACUGCAAGAUGACUAUUUUGCAAAAAUAGUUGUAGCUAAUAGGUUUAGAAAUCACGAAAGUACUAGAAAGUAAUAUUUAUACACACAACUUAGUUCACUAAUCAUAUUUGGCCGUAAGUGCACUUUCGUCUGUAGGCUAAAAGAAUGAUACAAUCAAAUAUUUAAAACGCGUUUUUAAAUGCCUGUUGUAAUUUUUACCCAAACUGUUCGAAGAAGAAAAGGUGUAAGAAGCAUCGUGUACAUAUUUAAACUAUCGAAUGAUUUUUUUUUAAACUUCGUCAUAGUGCUCUUGGUUUUGUUUUAAUCUCUUAACGAGCACCGUUCCUCACUGACUCACCCCCGCGCAUUGAACAGUUUAGUUUUAUAGCACCUUCCAACAAAUCACGCUCUUACACAACAUACUACAUUAAAGAAUAAAUAAAACACCGUCAUGCAAAGGUAGAUAGUGCAAUUUUAAUUUUAAGGCUCUAGAGACACAAGCACUGCAGCAGUUUUAUUUUGUUUUAUCUAUAUUUUUUUUAAAUAGUGAUCAAGAGACAGAGAGCAGUUUACGUUAGCUACAAAACCAAGCAAAUAGUUAAAUU
This is a messenger RNA of Aedes aegypti (yellow fever mosquito), 9194 nucleotides long. RefSeq names its product protein tramtrack, beta isoform (gene ttk). The record is from RefSeq and is a predicted model, not a curated record. Gene Ontology annotation, biological process: regulation of transcription by RNA polymerase II. Gene Ontology annotation, cellular component: nucleus. Gene Ontology annotation, molecular function: protein binding. Bases 1101 to 3500 code for a protein of 799 amino acids. Lineage: Eukaryota; Metazoa; Arthropoda; Insecta; Diptera; Culicidae. The transcript has 5 exons.